AAGAAGCUUACUGCUCGCCCUCGACGGGCACCAGCCUGGCAGCACAGACUGCGUCGGCUUCCGCACUUGUUACAUAUUUUCCCCUGUAUGGGGGGCUCUGCAGAGUUCCUGUCCCGCCCUUAGUCUAAAUCCAGCAUACUCCUUAUCCAGAGCGCUGGGAUUUAGAACAGGACUUUCACACACUUGAAGACUGAACCAGCGCUGGUCUUGAUCCGUGACCUCAGAGCACACUUCUGGGUUUAAAAUCCGGGUGAACACCCACUGGGGUGUGUUCUAAGAUUGCCAGAAGCUCUUCCCAGGUCUGUCUCCUGGGAAUACAAAUAGAAGCUUCCGUUUGCCCUUUUUUUCUCCACCGAGAGGCACACUCGCGUUUUCUCUGGACCAAUUCGACCCUCUGUGGAGGAAGAGCUUUGAUCCCGCCGCUGAAGGCAUCUUUCUUUUCAGUCUCCACCCUUCAUUACUCUACCCAAAUGACCUAUCCUUCCCGGCCACCCUAGCGCCCAAGAGUGGAGAGAGGAGUCCUCGCACACUCGCUUUGCAGCGUCUGUCUUCCGCAGAGCCCACGCACUCGGACGCUGUUGGGAGUACGACAUGCUGUUGGGGCAAGAUCUCUAGUGCCAGGCAGUGCUGGUGGCGCUGCUCCGGUGAUAGGGUGACAGCAUCCUUCCUGCCGCCGGCGCCCAUUCCUCCCUCCGCCUCUCACCCCCACUCUCCCGCGCCUAAGAGGACCUCCUCGGGGGACCAGAUUUCCGCGCGGCUGCGACCCCAAGCCUGGCAACAUGUGGAACGCGACCCCCAGCGAGGAGCCGGAGCCUAACGUCACGUUGGACCUGGAUUGGGACGCUUCCCCCGGCAACGACUCACUGCCUGACGAACUGCUGCCGCUGUUCCCCGCUCCGCUGCUGGCAGGCGUCACCGCCACCUGCGUGGCGCUCUUCGUGGUGGGCAUCUCAGGCAACCUGCUCACCAUGCUGGUGGUGUCCCGCUUCCGCGAGCUGCGCACCACCACCAACCUCUACCUGUCCAGCAUGGCCUUCUCGGAUCUGCUCAUCUUCCUGUGCAUGCCGCUGGACCUCGUCCGCCUCUGGCAGUACCGGCCCUGGAACUUCGGCGACCUGCUCUGCAAACUCUUCCAGUUUGUCAGCGAGAGCUGCACCUACGCCACGGUCCUCACCAUCACCGCGCUGAGCGUCGAGCGCUACUUCGCCAUCUGCUUCCCUCUGCGGGCCAAGGUGGUGGUCACUAAGGGCCGCGUGAAGCUGGUCAUCCUUGUCAUCUGGGCCGUGGCUUUCUGCAGCGCGGGGCCCAUCUUCGUGCUGGUGGGCGUGGAGCACGAGAACGGCACAGAUCCCCGGGACACCAACGAAUGCCGCGCCACCGAGUUCGCUGUGCGCUCUGGGCUGCUCACCGUCAUGGUGUGGGUGUCCAGCGUCUUCUUCUUUCUACCGGUCUUCUGCCUCACUGUGCUCUACAGUCUCAUCGGGAGGAAGCUGUGGCGGAGACGCGGAGAUGCAGCGGUGGGCGCCUCGCUCCGGGACCAGAACCACAAGCAGACAGUGAAGAUGCUUGCUGUGGUGGUGUUUGCUUUCAUCCUCUGCUGGCUGCCCUUCCACGUGGGAAGAUACCUCUUUUCCAAGUCCUUCGAGCCUGGCUCUCUGGAGAUCGCUCAGAUCAGCCAGUACUGCAACCUGGUGUCCUUUGUCCUCUUCUACCUCAGCGCUGCCAUCAACCCCAUUCUGUACAACAUCAUGUCCAAGAAGUACCGGGUGGCAGUGUUCAAACUGCUAGGAUUUGAAUCCUUCUCCCAGAGAAAGCUUUCCACUCUGAAGGAUGAGAGUUCCCGGGCCUGGACAAAGUCGAGCAUCAACACAUGACAGCACAUCCCAUCUCUCCGCCAUCGCUCAUUGCUCUACACCCGAAGCCGUAGCCAAGCGGGACUUGGGAGGAGGCAGAACCUCAGUUUGGGGAUUAGAGACAAAUGGGUCUGGAAACAAUUGGGGGUGGGGAGUAGAGCCAGAUGGGCAGGGUCCACGCAGAUUGAUCUGCUUGUGCGCCCACCAGAGCACUCAUGUGCAACCCCUGCACACCCGUGAUUUUAUUAUUGGGGCUACUGGCAGCUUUGCAGCUCAGAGGAAGGAGGGGCGCAGUGCGGGCGACGGCUUUCUGUCCUUCUUGGUGUGUAACACUAAACUCCAUCUGCUUUUCUCAUCAUAAUAGAAAUGAAAUGACAUUACAAACUACAACUUAAGACAUGGCCUUUCAAAGCUAGCAGUCUCCACGAAGCUCCAUCACACGCACCCCAAAGCCCCGUAGCGUAAGGCAUGUACGUAAUGAGUAGACAAUUAUUGAUGAGAAAUCUCCAACAACAUAGUAAUUCUGAAAUCCAGUAUGUUCCCUGUACGUGCAACCCACUUGACGUUGGACAGUCAGCUUCAUUAGUAAUAGUUGAUGCAUUUAAUUUGAGCAUGGAAAAGUAGGUCCAAUGGCUUAAAUUUCAUGAGUACACUUAAAACUUUUUAAGUAACAUAUUUUACAAAGUCUUUGUCCUAAUUCAGAGUUAAAUAAAAUAAACAACUCAGUUCUUCAGUUGUACUAGGUAUAUUUCAGGCAUUCAACAGACAGAUGUGGCUAAUGGUUCUCAUACCAGGCAGGCACUCCAGAGUACAUGCGAAAGAAUUACUAAUCUCAUAUAAAAUGUUUUAAAAUAUGUCCCUGUUCCUCUCAACUGUUUUUUAAUAGUGUAUUAUUUAAGAAUAAUAAAGCCUAAGUCGCGCCUAAAUGCUCUGCCUUCAUGAUGGGAAGAGAGUGGAAUGCAUCUUAAAAUUAAGUUAUACGUUAAAAAAUAUGUUUAAUUGCAUGCAUCGAUUCAGGAAGUGAGAUAUUUUGAAAACCACAGCUAAUCAUAGACUGCCUAUUUUUGUCUUAAUAUGUGAACAGACCACAAGCCUUUAAUUUGUGAAUAAGGUAAUUAUUAUUUCCUCUGGCCAGCUCGUACAACCUAUGGAAUGUCAGAAAGUUUCAAAUGGUAAGGCAGGCUCAGAAUUUUCCAAACAUUUCUGCCUUCCGUCAUUCACAACUUUUUUAAAGGUGUAAUAAUUUAUUUCAACUCAUCUCUGCCACGUCCCAUCUCCAAGAUAGCAUUGCUAUUCGAAUGUCACUACCUAGCUAAGAGACACAGUCAAUGGAGUUCUAGCCUCUUUCACAGUCGUAAUUAUGAAUGUGUACACCUUUCAAUAAAUAUUGUACAUUUGGGUUCUAAAA
Molecule: messenger RNA, 3261 nt
Organism: Rattus norvegicus (Norway rat)
Lineage: Eukaryota; Metazoa; Chordata; Mammalia; Rodentia; Muridae
Gene: Ghsr
Product: growth hormone secretagogue receptor
Biological process (GO): G protein-coupled receptor signaling pathway; adult feeding behavior; learning
Cellular component (GO): plasma membrane; postsynapse; membrane
Molecular function (GO): growth hormone secretagogue receptor activity; G protein-coupled receptor activity; signaling receptor activity
Source: RefSeq, a predicted model, not a curated record